AGGAAGUGACGUAUCAUCUGGACUUUAAACUCAGAACUUUUCGUCUAAAAUCGAUGGCUGAAGACAGCAGCGCGCGCGGAAGUGGAUUUGCUGACAGCUCCACCCACCUGGAUGUGAAGGAGUACUAUGGAAAGAGGCUGAAGAAAACCUCCGAUCUGCAGAGCAAUGCGUGCAUGACUCCGGCUCAGCCGACCCCCACCUUCAUCCGCGAGGCCUUGAAGAAAGUUCACCCUGAGGUCAUCGCGCGGUACUACGGCUGUGGCCUGCUGGUGCCGGAGAGCUUGGAGGGCUGCUCCAUCCUAGACCUGGGCAGCGGCAGUGGGAGGGACUGCUACAUGCUGAGUCAGCUGGUGGGCGAGAAGGGUCAUGUCACUGGCAUCGACAUGACUGAGGGUCAGCUCGAUGUGGCCAGAAAAUACUUGGAUUAUCACAUGACUGAGUUUGGCUUCCAGAAGCCGAAUGUCUCUUUUGUGCAGGGAUACAUUGAGGCUUUGACUGAGGCAGGCCUACAGAAGAACUCGUUUGACGUCAUCAUCUCCAACUGCGUGGUCAAUCUCUCCCCUGACAAGAGGCGCGUUCUGUCCGAAGCUUACGCUGUGCUCAAGGAUGGGGGAGAGCUUUACUUCAGCGACAUCUACUCCAGCAGCAGACUGCCAGAGCAAAUCAGAAACCAUAAAGUCUUGUGGGGUGAGUGCCUCGGCGGCGCGCUCUGGUGGAAGGAUCUUCUGCAGAUGGCUGAAGCGACAGGCUUCAGUCUCCCCCGGCUGGUGACAGCCACCGCCGUCACGGUGGACAACAAGGAGCUGCAGGACAUCCUGGGUGAUUUCAGAUUUGUCUCUGCCACGUACCGCCUGUUCAAGGUCCCCAAGGGUCAGUCCAAGGGCUGUGGGGUGAUGUACAACGGCGGGAUUCCAGGGGCAGAGACCGUCCUCCACUUUGACUGCUGCUACACCUUUAACGCCAACGAGGCAGUAGAGGUGGACCAGGAGCUGGCCAGCAUCCUGAAACACUCCAGGUUUGCAGAAGACUUCACUUUCCAGCCACCAGGGGGCUCCUGUGAGCCGCGCGGCAUCCCAGCUGAGGCGAACGCAGUGGAUCCUUUCGAGCUGGCCCUCAAGUCCGGCAAGCAGGGCCUCGCCUCGGCCACAGGGGGGGGUUGCUGCAGCACUCGAUCUGCUGACUGCUGCAAGUGAUGAUGGGAAGACCACAGGAAGUCCGAUGCCGCACCGCUCCGUCAGCAGAUGGGACCUUUUCACAAACGGAGACCUGCUUAUGACUUUCUGUUUCCCUCUUUUUGUGUUAUUCUGUAAGGAGAUACAGGAGAAAAACAUAUGUUUCAAAUUCCUCCAAACAAUUUAUUAAACAGAAACAUAAAGAAUGAGUUAAAACAAUCAGUUUAGAAAGGUAAAUCAUUAUAAUGUGUAUAUUUAGAAAUAGUCUUAAAGACGUACUCCAAUGAAAAUUGUGUUUUUAGCAUGUUGUUGUAGCAUUUUUCUCAUGAUGGAGGAAAUGCAUAAAAUAAUUUAAGA
Messenger RNA from Oryzias melastigma (Indian medaka), 1529 nucleotides. It is a transcript of the gene as3mt, whose product is annotated as arsenite methyltransferase. Gene Ontology annotation, molecular function: arsenite methyltransferase activity. Lineage: Eukaryota; Metazoa; Chordata; Actinopteri; Beloniformes; Adrianichthyidae. Gene Ontology annotation, biological process: arsonoacetate metabolic process; toxin metabolic process. Bases 54 to 1193 code for a protein of 379 amino acids. Gene Ontology annotation, cellular component: cytosol. The transcript is spliced from 11 exons. The record is from RefSeq and is a predicted model, not a curated record.